CCACUUUUCUUUUGUUUCGAUUACAAUUCAGAUAUUAUACCUUGUUCGUUGCUUCAUUUUACCUUAGCUCUUUUUGAAAAGAUGAAUACGAAUGAUAAUGAUCGUGAUAAAACUACAAUCAAAGUGCAAGUAUCGGAUGCUUACCGAGACAUUAUUAUAGACUGGUCACAGGAAUACAGUGAUAUAAGGAAAGGAAUAUUCAGGCAGCUGGCAGAAUUCACUGGAAUGUCAGUAGAAAAGACUUCGGUUGUUAGAUUCGCGAAGCCACCUGGAAACGAUGUUCAUCCUGCAAACCCUUUUCUUCAUCCUCGUGGUGACUUAGCAACUUGCAGUUUUGUAAAACCGUAUCGAGAACCUGAAUACAGACCUCAAGAUAGACCUCAAGGUUGCUAUCGGUAUACCAAUGAAGAUAUCAGAGAUAAAUUCUUUAGAGAUGGCGAUUGCUUUGCUCUCAAUACAACAAUGUUUAUGAACAUGGUCACUCUGGAUACAUUUCACGUUCAAUAUAGAUUAGUUCAUCUAGAUUUGAUUGAUGAAACUGAAUGCAACCGGUUGUUUUGCCAUCAUACAAGUAACAAAGCUUACUUGACUAAACAAGCUAAAAUAAUGAAUUCAAAUAUUGAAUCUUAUCUAAGAGAUCAGCCUCGUCCAGUUCCUAGAGAGAGGGAUACCCUUGACGACGAAUUCAUAGCUGCUUGGGUUAUUAGACAGAGGGAAAUUCAUGCGGAUUUGAAUAUUGGACAAUAUUUUAAUUCCUAUUGCAGGUUCUUUCAGGAUGGAAUGUUUUUUGUACCAUGCCCUCGUAUUUAUUGGCCUUAUCGUGGUUAACUGAGGUGAACGAAACUCUAAAUCUAUGUAAGCUGGCUAUUAUUAGCAAUAAAAUCCUUUACAUUGAUCUAAGCACAAACGAUUGUCCUAAUAAUACAGGGUGAUCGGAAAGUUUCUGGUGUGAGGGGCUUUUUCCCCUUCUACGCGCAAAGACACUUAUUGAUUUGCUGUUUUAUUCACCGAUACUCUUCUACGCAGAAAAGGCUCCACCCCACACACCAGAAACUUUCCGAUCACCGUGUACUGACUUGUACAAAUUUGGUGCUUCUUGUUCUUAGAUUGUAAUAAAUCUAUACUGCAAGUUUU
Molecule: messenger RNA, 1134 nt
Organism: Tetranychus urticae (two-spotted spider mite)
Lineage: Eukaryota; Metazoa; Arthropoda; Arachnida; Trombidiformes; Tetranychidae
Source: RefSeq, a predicted model, not a curated record